Molecule: messenger RNA, 1236 nt
Organism: Mesorhabditis spiculigera
Lineage: Eukaryota; Metazoa; Nematoda; Chromadorea; Rhabditida; Rhabditidae
Source: the annotation of a GenBank genome assembly
AUGCGCACUUUAUUUACAUUAUAUUUCUACCUGACAUUCGGCAGAGCGGCGGUGACACUCGACAACAAACCGAUCGCACUUUAUGCGACGUUACUUAUCGAGGACAUCCACGAAUUCGACUGGCAGACUGGGGAAUUUGAAAGUACCGUGGAGCUGUUAUUAGCCUCGGAUAGCCCGAAUGCAAAAUCGCUUGAACUGGCGACGAUCGAGGCGCAGAACGAGCCGCAUCCCUUUGUCGAUUGCGCCUUUGAUGCGUACAAAGUACAGAUGCUCAGCGACCUUCGCUGGGUCGUCAAAUCGUUUGGCGAUAUUUUGAGCAGCAAGCGAAGAGCCCGUGUCCGGUCGAUCUGCCAACUGCCGUCGGGGCAAUUCCCGUUCGAACGGCAGCACUGCUCAAUUCGAGUCAUUUCCCCUCGACACUCGUCCGCCGAGCUGGCCCUGCAAUGGGCCCGAACAAGCAAGCCCGUCCGAACCUCGCAUCCGCGGUAUCGUACCGCUUCUGGAGCCGAGAUUACAGACUUCACACCCGUCGCCUGUACCUACGAUUCCAUCUAUACGAUAACAAAUGCCGAGACGAGGAGUGCCCGCCACUCGUGUCUGGAGGCUCGGUUUUAUGUCCGUCGCCCUGUGCUGCCAUUCCUCAUUCGCUAUUUGUUGCCCUCGACUACCGUAGUCACCCUGAUAUGGGCCUCGUUUUUUGUGGCUAGGUCGAGCUUGUCACUGCGGUUUUUCCUGGUAUCAACCGGCGCUUUUAUUAUGACAGUUAUGUGGUUCUCCUUGAAUCAAAUGGCCCCCAGCCGCAGCUCAAUCACACCUGGAGACACGUGGAAUUUGCUGCAUUUUUGUUUCCUAUUUGGCGGCUUAAUUCAUUUCCUGAUCACAAUAUUCCUGCAAAAUGCGCACGAAAAAUAUCAGAAUUUGGCACGGCAGAACGAGCUGGUGAGGGCGGAGAGCAGGAGAAGGUACGAGAAAAGGCUGGUGAACAAGAUUUCGCAUCAAACGCCGGCUGACAGUAAAGUGGAUCAAAAUGGGAAUGAUCAUCAGAAUUCCCACACCCCACUGCUCAAUACGUACGAAAGAGCGCUGACAAACGGGUUUCAAGCCAAGGCCGAUCAAUUGUCUCUUCGGGCAGCGAGGUGGGACCUGAUCGGCCGUUCCGCCACACUGCCAAUCUACGUUGUCUCGAUUUUCGUCUUUUUCGUGUGGAAUCUGUGGCUCAAGGAGGAAUGGGAUUCC